UCAACGCCAAGAACUUCUAAACUCGAUUUAUUAUCAAGGGAAGUGCCUUAAAAAUGAAAAGAUUAGACAAAUAGCAUCUUUUUUAUGGUAAACGAUCAGAGUUAUGUCUUCUUAGGGUUGAAUUGGACAAGAUUGUGUUCGCCCCAUAUUAAAACUUGAUAGAGUGAAGUUUUGAUUUUAGACACAAGUCUAUUCCGGCACUUAUUGGUAUGUACCCGUGUGUUGUUUGCAAGACCGGUAUAUUAUGCAUCCCCUGUACUGUCAUCCGUAUCAUCAACAUUUCAUUAUCUGACCACUGCUGUACAUAGGCCUCCCCCAUAGAUCGCUAUAAGGAACUGUUCUGAGCCGCCUGCAUCCACUGUCUCCCUGCAAUGUAUUUAAGGUCAUUACUUCAUCUAGUGGGUAGUCGUUCUAAAUUGCUCAUAAGAGGUUGCCACUCAAGAAUCUUUCUUCCCCGUCGGUUGUCGGUUCUUUGAGCUAUGUGACUAGCCCAUUGCUACUUCAGCUUGCUUAUCCUUAGAGCUAUUACGGUUAUUUUCAUUCUUUUGCGGAUUCGUUUCUUGAAGCAUAGCCCUUUCCAUAGCCCGUUGAGUAACUUGAAGCUUUUGCAUACGGGUAAUCGUGUAGUUAUCACUGUCAACAGCAUGUCUUCAAACUUUGAGAUAUUUUGGAUGAAAGAUUUAUCGAAUGCUGCCCAGCCGAAUUGGAUUCGUCGGUUUACCUUUCGGUCGAGUUGGACUUACCUAUUCGGAUAACUUGUCCCAAGUAUACAUACUUGUCGGUAUCUUCGAACGUAGUGUUCUCAAUCGUAACUAGUAUAGGUGUGACAUGGACUUUAGACAUGAUUUUAGUCUUGUCCAUGUUUAUCUUAAGUCUACCUGUUGAGAGAUACUACUAAGGUUAUUAAGCAUAGUAUUCAGAUCUUCCAGGGAUUUUUGUGCUAGGUAAAAAUGGUAUGGUAACCCUGCCUGCGCUAACGGGAUACGCUGGCGGAGCACCAGUGAAGGGUGAUAGAUGAGAAUAAAAACAGGCCAGUUAGCCCAUCAUGAUGAAUUCAUCAGGAAUCAACCAUGAUAGUUUCCAGGGAGAACUGCGAGGAGGUCGACCUGGUUGGGUAUAUUGCUAGCAAUAGGAUUCUCAGUUUCCAUUGCUAACAAUCCCUUUCCCCCCUCUUCCAGGGAUUCCGCUAUGAUUACUAUGUCAUCGGCAAAUCAAAGAUGAGUGAUGUAUUCGCUAUUAAUGUUCAUACUAUAUCUUAUGCAGAUCAAGAGUUUGAUAAUAUUUUCCAAUGCAGCUGUGAAGAGUUUUGGGGAUAUAACAUCACUCUGUCUUUUUGACAGAUAUUCGACAGCUUGAUCGAUAUAUCUGGUGACCAAAGGGCUAGCGCGUACUUUUACCACGGUACAAAUUACUAGUAAACAUGACCCACAAUCUUAAAUCGUCAAGAUGUAUUUUAAAAAUAGUUGUUAUGUCUUUUUGUAACAAAAUAAAACUAAUAUAUUGUUUCAAUAUCUAUUUAUUAUUAUAAAAAUUGCAUUUAAAUUCAAUAUAAAUAUUUCUGCAGGUUAAUCACAAAAUUGUCGCAACUAAUAUCAAUUAAUAUUUUCAAUUAAAUGUAGAAAAAAAAGUAAAAAUAUUUUCGAUUUAAAUCUGUAAUUUUCCUGAUAUUUCAUGUCAUUUUACCAUGUUUUCAAAAAUUCUUAGUUUAUAUGAGAACUUUUAUUUAAAGGUCUGCUGCUCCUCUCCCAGCUACGGCCAUGCAUGACUUCAUUAGUUACAUUUACUAUAGUUAACCUAUUGAACUAGGCGAUGAUUAAGUAGUACAUUGGCACUACGAUUAUUUUGUUUAUUGCAUUAUACUAUAUUUAAAUAAAUAGUGGAUAAGAUUAUGGGCUUAGAUAAUACAAAAUACAGUAAGCUAUUAAAAGAAUUUUGACUGUAUUAAAAUUUAUUAAAAGUAUUUAACUAUGUUAAAUGCAAUGUAAACGAUCCACUAUUAAAUGAACGGAUGUGUAGAAAAAGUCGUGGAUAGUGGGCUGUAUAUUUGGCGCUAUAUAUUUAUAAAAAUACCAAAUAAUGACAGCGUAUAUUCGAUGCUUAUAGUAUAUACGAAGAGAGGAAAAGAGAUCGUGGCACAGAGCUGCCAUAAAUGGGAGAAAAACAUAAAAACAUUGUUAUUUAAUAAAAUUUUUGGAUUACCAACACGACGGUCUCAAAUGUGUUGUAAAGACUGGAUACUAGUAGAUUAGGACAGCUUCUUAUGAUAGUCUAUAGAUGUCUGUAUAUUCAGCAAGACAGAUUCCACAGUCAUAAGGAUAGGACAGGAGGAGAAGCUUUCGAUUAGGAACUACGCUGUCACGUAAAUACACAGAUACAUUUAUUAAACUUGUAAGUUCUUAUUUGUUUGUUUGAGUCGGCAUUUAAAAAGAAAAUUUGUGUUGGGAAAGUCAUGUAUUCGUUUUAAAUUUUUCAAUAAAUAUUUUAUUGCUAAGAUUAAGUGCAUUAAAAAGGUAUGAAGUGCGACAAAAUUAUUUGCUUUACUUAUCCAUAUAUCCUGAAGGUUGCAUUGUUACAUUAUCGCCAUGAUCUCAUUGACCCCGAGUCACCGAUAUUGACACUGAGUUUACCUACACUUCAGUUGUCGACUUUAAAAGACUCGAGCGAACAAAUUAUAAUUACACCGCCGCGUAUACGCUAACGCAAUAGGUGCAUUACAUUUAUAUUGUUUUAAUUGUGGUCACAGACGUUUGUAUAUGUUAAAAUGCUGUUGUAUUUGAUUGCUGGAGUAUUGGUGGUGUGGACGGUGGUGUACAAGUAUAGAAGAUGGAAUUUGUACAAAUUAGCUUCAAUGAUCCCGGCGCCCACAAACGAGUGGCCGAUGAUAGGUGUAGCGCACACGCUGUCUGGAAGCACCGAGGAUAUAAUGGCAUCGUUACAGAAGAUCAGUUACGAGGCAAUGGAUAAUGAUGGAAUGAUAAAAGUCUGGUUGGGUCAUAUACUUUACUUUGUGGUGGUAAAUCCAUUGGACUUGGAUGUUUUGAUGAAAACUUGUUUAGAGAAAGAUGAUUUACACCGUUUUAUCAGAAAGAUAAUUGGGAAUGGAACUGUAUUUGCUCCAGUGUCGAUUUGGAGAAAACGACGCAAAGUCUUGGUGCCAGCUUUUAGUCCAAAGAUUGUGGAGAGCUUCGUGGAUGUGUUUUCAGAACAGAGUGUCAAAUUGACCAAACAGCUGGAAAAGCAAGUCGACAAAGGUCCAUUUAGUUUAUGGCCUUUUGUAAGCACCUACACCCUUGAUUCAGUUUGUGAAACGGCGAUGGGUGUUAAAAUGAAUGCUCAGGAAAAUCCAGAUUCUCCAUUUUUGAUUUGUUUGAAUCGCAUAUUAAAUUUGGUGUGUAAAAGAAUAUUCCACUUGUGGCUUCAGCCUGAAUGGUUAUUUAAACUGUUCCCACAGUAUAUCGAGCAUCAAAAGUGUUUAAAUGAAAUGCAUGAAUUCGUUGAUAAGGUAAUAAAGAUGAAACGGGCUGAUAUGAAGACUGAAAGUAAGUCUAAACCUGAGACAGAUAAAGUAUAUGAUUUAGGGCAAUACAAAAUGCAAUCGUUCCUCGAUUUAUUAGUGACACUUUCUGGCGGCAACACUGGCGGCGGUUACACUGACAUAGAGCUCAGGGAAGAAGUUCUUACAUUAACUAUAGCGGGGACCGACACAUCAGCGGUUGCUAUUGGAUAUGUCUUCAAGCUUCUGGCCAAAUACCCUGACGUACAAGAGAAAGUUUAUCAAGAGUUGUGUAAAGUAUUUGGCGACUCCAAUCGUCCUGUGAUCAAAGAAGAUUUACCCAAAUUAAAAUAUUUAGAAAGAGUUGUUAAGGAAACACUUCGACUUUUUCUACCUGUACCCUUUGUUAUAAGAAAAGUGCUGAAUGACAUCGCUUUACCCUCAGGUCGAGUCCUUCCUGCUGGUUCGGGUGUCGGCGUCUCUAUCUGGGGAGUCCAUCGCGAUCCCCACUAUUGGGGUCCAGAUGCGGAGCACUUCGACCCCGAUAGAUUUCUUCCGGAGCGGUUUAAUCUUGCGCACACUUGUAGCUACAUGCCUUUCAGCAGUGGACCGAGAAAUUGUCCAGGAUAUCAAUAUGCCCUCAUGUCUAUGAAGACCGCGUUGUCGACCAUCCUCAGAUCUUACAAGGUGGUGGGAGAGCAGGAGCCUACUACUAUUCCUCACAUUCGAGUCAAGAUAGAUAUUAUGAUGAAGGACGCCGACGGAUAUUGUGUAGCUUUGGAGAGACGAAUGCCAACGUUCACAAAGAAAAAAUAAACAUCCUCGGACUUAUUACACAGCGUUAUUUACUUGCAAUCUACUUGUACUUGUACUAUAUCUAUAGUAUAUAUACUAAACAACU
Molecule: messenger RNA, 4394 nt
Organism: Galleria mellonella (greater wax moth)
Lineage: Eukaryota; Metazoa; Arthropoda; Insecta; Lepidoptera; Pyralidae
Product: cytochrome P450 4d1-like
Exons: 10
Coding region: 2762-4309 (515 amino acids)
Molecular function (GO): iron ion binding; heme binding; monooxygenase activity
Source: RefSeq, a predicted model, not a curated record